Molecule: messenger RNA, 297 nt
Organism: Debaryomyces fabryi
Lineage: Eukaryota; Fungi; Ascomycota; Pichiomycetes; Serinales; Debaryomycetaceae
Product: Protein TOS6
Exons: 1
Coding region: 1-297 (98 amino acids)
Source: RefSeq, a predicted model, not a curated record
AUGCAAUUCUCCACUGUCGCUUUAAUCGCUGUUGCCGCUGCUUCUGUCAACGCUGGUGUUGUCACUGAAGUUGACACCCAAUCUACCUUAGUCACCAUCACUAGCUGUGAAUCUACCGUCACUGACUGUCCAGCUCGUGAAACUACUGCUCCAGUUUCUUCUGCUCCAGUUAACUCCACCUCUGCUGCUAACACUACUGCUGCUGGUGUCUCUACUUACGAAGGUGCUGCUGCUGCCAACGGUCAAUACGCUGCUGGUUUCGCUGCUUUAGCUGCCGGUGCUUUAUUAGCUUUAUAA